AUGGCAGGGGAUGGCUCGCUCUUCUCAUUUGGAUGGGGCCAGUACGGGCAGUGUGGCCACGGCACAUCAGACGAUCAUCUCUCCCCCACGCGCCUCGCCUCCUUUGCCGGCCUCUCAGUAACAGCCAUUGCUGCUGGCCUCUGGCACUCCCUCGCCCUCGUCCUCCCUGCCGGUUCUAUGUGCGGCCGUGGUGCUGGUACUGGGGACGGUGGGAGUGGUCAUGCUGACGUGGAUGUGGACGGCGCUGACGUGGCGCUGGAAGGGGGUGACGUGUACAGCUGGGGGGGCAAUCAGUUUGGCCAGCUGGGGACUGGAGACACGGCCGCUAAGGUGUUUCCAACGCUACUAGAUUGCUCGGAUCUAGACACUCGUUCAGUGAAAGCAAUCUCCUGUGGAGCGAGGCAUUCGGCUGCUGUCACCACCGACGGUGCUCUUUUCGUCUGGGGCUCCAACAAGUUCGGGCAGUUGGGAAUUGGUCACAUUAGAGACAAGCAUUCCCCUCACAUGGUUUCCAUGGAAAAGCAUGACCAGCGACCUUGUGGUGGCAUCACUAGCGCUCAUAAUAAGAAACGGCAACAUGAGCAUUGUGUGCAGAGCGGUAGGUCGUUCGAGCUCCACUGCAGCGCGGACACGCCAGUAGAUUCCGUCUGCGACACUCUCGCCUCCCUAACCGCCAUACCUCCUCAGGACCAGCUCUUAAUCUGCCGCGACGUGCGCCUCGAGCCCGGACGGCAACUCGGAGCGUAUCAACUUCCCGAUGCUGACGCUGACAGCAGCAUCCAUGACACAGCUGGCGCGGUCGACGCGCGCUCGCGCUCCGCAUCUCACGGGCGCUCUCGCCCGGUCUUUCUUUUCAACAAGAUGCGCCUCCUUCCAAAAUCCCCUCCCCCCGCGGUAGAAGAAAUCGAGGAGGUGAUUGUACCAGAAGUGAUUAUAACGGUGGGCGAGCCUGGCGGCGAGCCGUUACAUCCGUUAGACCGGUCGGGUAACCCGCUCCUCCGAGCCAUCCCGUCGUACGAACGGCAAUUUCGUCAGGAUCUGUUACAGGCUCAGGCGUAUCUCGCCGCCAGCCAAUCGCGUUUCGACACGUGUCGGCGGCUCCUGCAGGAGCAGCACACGCAGGCAGAGGCCGUCCGUUCCGGAUCCGCCAGCAUGGAGGCGAUGGCCCUCCAUAUAGUCACAUCGUUUGCGGAUUUCCAGUCCACGUAUAAGCAGCAGCACAGCCGUCACGAGCUCCUUCUGCGAACCUUCCACCGGAACCUCCGCGCGCUGCAUUCUUGUCGUUUACUGGCGCCCGUCCGGGUGGCAACCGGGUGGCAGAGCCUCGUGCAGCUGGCCAAGGAGCCGCGGCUGCAGCAGGCGUUCUCGGAGUGCCACGUGGCGCACGCUCAGAUGGCCACGAAGGUCGCUGAGCUGGAGCAGCAGUUUCAAGACACACGGGCGGGAAUCGAGGAGCUGAUAGGCGGCGGAGCAGGGGGAAGCGGAGAAACUGCAGGCAGCGGGCCCGGGGCUGAUGCUGCUACAGGCGCGGCGGGUGCUGACAGCAGGGGGACUGGUGGCGGAAGAGCAGGCGCGGAAGGGCGGAGGAGGGAGGCGGAGGUGGUGCGGGAGGUGGAGGGGAUGGUGGAGGAGGGGCAUCGGCUGCUGGAGGAGCAAGAAGUCAUUCUUGGCGUUCUGGGUGAGGCAGCUAAUACAGACUGCACUCUCUCAUGCGCCACUGCUCCUCUCCCUGUCCUUUCUCCUUACGCCUAUUUUCCCCUUUCCCCCCCCUUCUACCGUUUUUUCCUAUCCUCCCGCCAGCAAGGAUCUCAACACAGUGAGGCAGCCUCCACGCGAUUGCACUCUCUCAUUCACCAUCUCCCCCCUGUCCUUCCCUCUAUCCCUCCCCUCCCUUCUUCCCCUCCCUCCUUCCGCUCCCUCCUUCUCUUCCUUCCAGCAAGGACCUUAACACACAAAGAUCUCAACACAGUGAGGCAGCUAUUACACGACUGCACCCUCUCAGUCACCCAUUCCUCGUCUUCCUCCUCCCCCUCCUUCUCCCCCUCCUUCUCCCCCUCCGCCUCCCCUUCCCGCCACCUCCCCCCUCCCUCCCCCUCCUCCUCCCCUUCCUCCUCCUCCUCCACCUCCUCUUCCUCCUCCCCUCUCCUCCAACCAAUAGAAGCCGUCGCCGCACUAGACCCGAUCUGCACCGUCCAUUCCUCCUCCCUCCUCCCGCGAAUCUCAGCCAUCGAUUCGCACCUGGCGGCUCUCGUCCAAUCAGCGCGCGCCAGCAAGAUCGCGAUGACGAAUCUCGUCCACACGCGCAUGCAGGCCGUCGCCAGGUGGCAGUCCCGGGUUCGCGGAUUCCGGAACCGCCUGCACGCGUUCCGAGAGGCGAUUUCCCACCAAGACGCGCUCUUCUCGCUCCUCUCCUCCGCCCGGGCUUUAAGAGGGGCUUACGCGGAUUGUUUAGGGGAAAUUGCCCGGAGAAAAGGGUUCGGAAUGGGUGAUUCGAAAACAGGGGCGGAUAACAAAAGCAGUAUUGCACAUGACUAUAACGAGGAUGGCACCGAUAGCAGUGCUUUCCCCUCCCACCAUCAUCAUCACCACCACCACCAACACCGGCACCAUGCUGACGUGGACGACGAGGACGCUGACGUCAGCCAGUCGAACGAUGACGUGGUGGGCGGCAGAAGCGCGGAGGAGCUGGCAGUAGAUAACAUGCGACUCAGGGCGGAGCUGAUUGCGCUCAGAGUGCUGGGCGCAGCUGGGGGAGGUGCUUCUGGGGCAGGUUCAUCUGGGGGAGGUUUAUCUGUGGCCGGUGCUCCUGGGGUAGGCCCAUUUGGGGGAGGCUUAUCUGGGGUGGGGUCUUCUGCUGGGGAAGGUGCAUGUGGUGGGGAAGGAGGAGAGGGAGGACACGUGGAGGAGUGGCAGCAGCUGGUGCAGGCGUUGCAUUUGAGGGAGCAGGUGGUGCGGCAUGUACAGGUGGCACUGCGUGAUAGGCAGGCGCAGGUGCAGGCUUACGAGCGGCGAAUCAGAGAUCUGGAAGGGAUGCUGGGCGAUAUGAGCCGAGACAUCUCUAGGGAUACGGCGGGUGAUAUGGGAAGCGGUAUGAGAAGCAAUGUGGGGGGAGGUACGAGUGAGGAUGUGGGUAGAGACAAGGGAAGUGUGGGGACGAGUGGUGCAGUCAGAGGGAGGGAGGAGGAGCAGCAGGAGGGGAAGGAGGAGGGGCAGGAGGAGCAGGGGGAGCAGGAGGGGGAGAGAGAGGAGGGGAAGAGUGAGGAGGAGAGAAGGAGAGAGGUAGCAGGUUUGCAAGAGGAGCUCCAAACCACGUUGAGUGAGCUGCAGUUAUUGCAAUCCAAGCUCACUGCGACAGAAUCGCAGCUAUCCGCAGCGCAAUCGAAUUUGUCCGCAGGAGAAUCAAAUCUGGCCACCGUCCAAUCGAAGCUCACCGCGGCGGAAGCCAGGCUGGCAGCCGCUGAGUCCCAGCUGGCGGAGGCCCGCGAUGAGUCAGCGCGGCUCGAUGCGCUGCUGAGCGAACGCAAUGCUGAGCUGGACGCCCGCAGUGUAGAUAUAAAUAAUAUCACUGUAGAUUAUAAUGCUUGUAAAGAGGAAUUGGGUCUGUGUAUAGCGGAGCGUGAGCGAAAUCAGAGCCAGUUAGAGCUGCUGCAGCAGGAGUUGGAUCAGGCGAGUCAGCAGCAGAGGCGUGAUGUGGCCAGAGUGGCGGAUCUCGAAGCUGAUGUGGCACGGAAGGAUGCUGAGCUGGCGAGGCUGGCCGCUGACCUGGCAGCUGCUGAGGUGGCGGCGGGAAGGCUUGCUGCGCUGGAGGAGAAGGUCGGUGGGCCGGUGCAGCUGCAGCAGCUGGUGAUGGAGAGGUUGGGAGCGAUGGAGAGGGGUGGAGUAGAAGGGGCAUUAGCAGGUACGGGAGGAGGUUGGGAAAGGAAGGGUGGUUCAACAGCUGGUUCGGAAGCUGGUGCGGGAUUGGAUCGGCAGGUCAGUGACGUGGCGAGACACGUGGCAGCAGUAGAGGAGUCGACUGCCACGUCACCCAGGCAGGGCAGUGACAUGGCAAGACAGGUGGCGGCGUUGGAGGAGGCGCUGCGGAGGAAAACCGCCAUGCUGGCAGAAUGCCAGCUCAACUGCGCCCACCUGGAGAACCGGCUGCAUGAGGCACGGAGUGCAGUGAGGACCGAGGCUCGACACAGCGAAGCAAAGGCCGAGGCACAGACACAGAGGGAGGAGAGGAAUGAGGGACGUGCGCUUAAAUGCACCGAGCUAUCUGAGUGGCAGCGCAAGUGCGCAGAUCUAGAGACCCGGCUGCACGAGGCGAGGAGCGAGGCCCGGACCAUGCGCUGUGCGGCGGACCGACGGGCGGCGGAGAGCGGCGGGUUGCGGGCGGCAGCAGUGCGGCUGAGAGGGCUGAUGGAGCGAAUCAACCGAUGCCUGCAGGCCAACAGCCUUUCAGCCGUGGUUGAGGGGCUUUCUGGCCUUGCCGAUUCCCUGGGGGAGGCGACGGGUGCAGCAGCUGCUAUUGACCUGAGCAGGAGUGCUGUUCUUGCUGCCAGCAGCGCGGCUAUGGGCAGCAUUGCUAGCAGCAUGACCAGCAGUGCUGCUGCUUUUCUUCCUCCUCCUCCUCCUGCUGCUGCUGCUGCUGCUGCUGCUGGUCAUGCUGCCCCUGCUGUGCCGACAGCAGAGGAGUGGGUGGUGGCGGCGGUGAGGGCGAUAGCGGUGGGCGUGGGGCGGGUGGUGGAGCGCGGGCGCAGGGCAGAGGGGGACGCGCACCGCCUGGCACGUCAGCUGCAGAGAACAUCUGAUGCACUGGUGGACAUGUCAUCCAAACAUGAGCUUGUCAAACAGGUGAGUGAGGAUGAAACAGGUUGGCAGUGA
Closterium sp. Yama58-4 is the source of this 4866-nucleotide messenger RNA. NCBI's taxonomy places the organism in Eukaryota, Viridiplantae, Streptophyta, Zygnematophyceae, Desmidiales, Closteriaceae. The record is from the annotation of a GenBank genome assembly.